Molecule: messenger RNA, 732 nt
Organism: Acanthosepion pharaonis
Lineage: Eukaryota; Metazoa; Mollusca; Cephalopoda; Sepiida; Sepiidae
Source: the annotation of a GenBank genome assembly
AUGAUCUUUUUUUCUUCUUCUUCUUUCAUUCCUACGUCUCUGAAAACCUUUACAAUUCUCUCUCUCUCUCUCUCUCUCUCUCUCUCUCUCUCUCUCUCCCUCUCUGUCCCCUCUCUGUCCCCCCUCUCUCUCUCUCUUGCCCUCUUUAUGCUUGACCCUGUAAUUCGAAUUGGUUCAUGCCUUCUUUCAUUCAUAGCGAAUUGGUUCUUGCCUUCUUUCAUUUAUAGCAAAUUGGUUCUUGCCUUCUUUCAUUCAAAGCGAAUUGGUUCUUGCCUUCUUUCAUUCAUAGCAAAUUGUGAAUUGGUUCUUACCUUCUUUCAUUCAAACCGAAUUGGUUCUUGCCUUCUUUCAUUCAUAGCAAAUUGGUUCUUGCCUUCUUUCAUUUAUAGCAAAUUGGUUCUUGCCUUCUUUCAUUCAUAUGAAACAGUUUUGCCUUCUUUCAUUUAUAGUGAAUUGGUUCUUACCUUCUUUCAUUCAAAGCAAAUUGGUUCUUGCCUUCUUUCAUUCAAAGCAAAUUGGUUCUUGUCUUCUUUCAUUCAUAAGGAAUCACAAUUCCUCUUUCCAUCAAUUCAAAUUUUUAUUUAUUUCUUUAUUAAAUCUUUCCUGUUUUUCUUCUUUCUUUCUCCAUUAAUCACCUUCAAUUUUAAUUCCCACUGUUUUUCCUCCCUCUUUUCUUUCAUAUUAUCAAUAUUUCUAUCUAUAUCUUGGCAUUUAUUUCUUUCUUAUUAUUAA